Molecule: messenger RNA, 1102 nt
Organism: Talpa occidentalis (Iberian mole)
Lineage: Eukaryota; Metazoa; Chordata; Mammalia; Eulipotyphla; Talpidae
Product: trace amine-associated receptor 6
Exons: 1
Coding region: 65-1102 (345 amino acids)
Biological process (GO): G protein-coupled receptor signaling pathway
Cellular component (GO): membrane
Molecular function (GO): trace-amine receptor activity
Source: RefSeq, a predicted model, not a curated record
UAGACUCCCAUAUACUUUGCUAUAAUCAAGAAGAACAGAAUUCUCAAAUGCAAACUGCAACAUCAUGAGCAGCAACUCGUCCCAGCUUGCAGCCUUGCAGCUCUGCUAUGAGAACGUGAACGGAUCCUGUGUGAAAUCUCCUUACUCCCCUGGACCCAGGGUGAUUUUGUAUGCAGUCUUUGGCCUGGGAGCUGUGCUGGCCGUGUUUGGGAAUCUCCUGGUGAUGAUUUCAAUCUUUCAUUUCAGGCAGUUGCAUUCUCCGACCAACUUUCUCGUUGCCUCUCUGGCCUGUGCUGACUUUCUUGUGGGUGUGUCUGUGAUGCCCUUCAGCAUGGUCAGGUCCAUAGAGAGCUGCUGGUACUUUGGGCGAAGUUUCUGUACUUUCCAUACUUGCUGUGAUGUGGCCUUUUGUUACUCUUCUCUCUUCCACUUGAGCUUCAUCUCCAUCGACAGGUACAUUGCUGUGACUGACCCUCUGGUAUAUCCUACCAAGUUCACGGUGUCUGUGUCCAGGCUGUGCGUCAGCAUCUCCUGGAUCCUUCCCCUUGUGUACAGCGGUGCUGUAUUCUACACAGGUGCCUAUGAUGACGGGCUGGAGGAAUUAUCUAGAGCUGUCAACUGUAUAGGAGGCUGUCAGGUAGUUGUAAAUCAAAACUGGGUAUUGAUAGAUUUUUUAGCCUUCUUUAUACCUACCUUUAUUAUGAUAAUUCUCUAUGGUAAUAUUUUUCUGGUGGCUCGACAACAGGCUAAGAAGAUAGAAAAUACUGGUAGCAAAACAAAGUCAUCAUCAGACAGCUAUAAAUCCAGAGUGGCCAAAAGAGAGAGAAAAGCAGCUAAAACCUUGGGUAUCACAGUGAUAGCAUUCAUGAUUUCAUGGUUACCAUAUAGUAUCGAUUCAUUAGUUGAUGCCUUUAUGGGCUUUAUAACUCCUGCCUAUAUUUAUGAGAUUUGUGUUUGGUGUGCUUAUUAUAACUCAGCCAUGAACCCUUUGAUCUAUGCUUUAUUUUACCCAUGGUUUAGGAAAGCCAUAAAGGUUAUUGUGAGUGGCAAGAUUUUCAAGGACAGUUCAGCAACUAUGAAUUUGUUCUCUGAACAAACAUAA